Sipha flava (yellow sugarcane aphid) is the source of this 945-nucleotide messenger RNA. RefSeq names its product sarcoplasmic calcium-binding protein (gene CBP). Lineage: Eukaryota; Metazoa; Arthropoda; Insecta; Hemiptera; Aphididae. The coding region runs from base 160 to 825 and encodes 221 amino acids. The record is from RefSeq and is a predicted model, not a curated record. Gene Ontology annotation, molecular function: calcium ion binding. The transcript is spliced from 6 exons.
UUUACUUUGUCAAAUCUUAGGCCAGUGAUAUUAACGAUGAUUUGAUUGUUAAUGUUUUUCUACUUCAUAUAAAAGACAAUCGAUUUUUGAUUGCAGACGACGUAGGUACAUAUAAAUGGUGAUAUAAUUUCAAUUGUUUUCUCUGAGACGAUUAGAAAAAUGUUAAAUUCAGCAAGAUUAAUAUUUAAAAAUUUGAGAAUUGCCGUCAAUUGUCGCGUGAAGUUUGUUCAUUGUGGCAAUAAUUUUAUAAUAAGCAAAAAAUUAUUUGAGAACGAACGACAUACGCAAAAUAAAGAUGUCAAAGAUACAAUAAAGGAUCCUUAUAAAGAUUGGAAUUCAAAGUUGAAUGCAUAUCAUGAGCUUUUGGAUAUUAACAAUGAUGGCGUCGUUACAAUUGAGGAUAUGAGAGAAUUAACUAAAAGAUUUUCGAAAGUUAACAAUAUGACGGAAGAGCAAAGUUUAAUGUUUUCCAAAAUCAUUGAAAACCUAUGGUACAAACAUUGGGGGUGUAUUAACCCAUUUGAUUAUGUCACGGUUGAAAAGUACUUGAGUUAUAUUCAAUAUGUAAAACAAAAUGACCGUCUCAAAAAUGAAGUUAUCCAGCUUUUGCCUUUCCUAUUCAAAACCGUUGACAAGGAUCAAAGUGGUCAUAUCACAAAGGAAGAAUACGAUAAGUUUUUGGAAUGUAUGGGUACAUCAAAUAAGAACGGCUUAAUAAAAUCAUUGGGAAUCAUAAAUGACAAAGAUCACACAAUUCACCUGGACGAUUUAAUUUCAGUUAUUCAAAAGUUUUUAUUCCAAAAUAAAGAUGAAGCUGACAAAUAAGUACUAUAUUUUUAAAUAGUCAAUAAAUUGUGUUUUCAUUUAAGAUACUGUAAAGUAUGUUAAUAAUAUAAUUUUUUUUUUAUUGUGUUUCCAUUGUUUACGUCUCAAUAUUUCGAUUUU